CCUAUGAUAGAAGUUGAAGCCUUUAGAUUUCAAAUGGAGAAUAACUCUUAUGAAAAAAGAUAUAGGUACUCAAUUCAUAUCAGUAAAUUCUUGACUGAUAUUUGUGAUCACCUUGCAAUUCCUGAUGAAAUAUAA
Funneliformis caledonium is the source of this 135-nucleotide messenger RNA. The record is from the annotation of a GenBank genome assembly. NCBI's taxonomy places the organism in Eukaryota, Fungi, Glomeromycota, Glomeromycetes, Glomerales, Glomeraceae.